Mytilus trossulus (common blue mussel) is the source of this 5215-nucleotide messenger RNA. Its product is annotated as trichohyalin-like. The transcript has 30 exons. Lineage: Eukaryota; Metazoa; Mollusca; Bivalvia; Mytilida; Mytilidae. The record is from RefSeq and is a predicted model, not a curated record. The coding region runs from base 259 to 3558 and encodes 1099 amino acids.
UUGUACUUCCCUGAGAACUGCAAGGUGCUCGUAGCUACACAAUCAAAACAACUUAUUAAACGGUAGAUUAAUUAAACAUGGAAUCCAGAAUUGGAUAAUAUAUAAAAUUGGUUCGUCUGAAUAAAAAUUCGAGAUCAGAUAUACUUUGGGUAGCAAGAAAACAACGAACAUUCGGUUGCUAACCACGCGUUUCAUCGACUGCUUCUCAACAACGGAAGUGCAUAAAAUUAAUUGCUUUGGUUCUAAUCAGAAGAUAAAAUGAGUACCAUGGUAGAUAAUAGAUGGGAUCCUAUUCUUCAGAACCAACAAGGACCAAUUACAUCUGGCUAUGUUAGUAACAGUGAUAUCAGGCAGAGAGAAAGAAAAGAUCAAAUUAAAUGGGAAAGACAAAGAGAGUAUGAGGACCUGAUGAAUAAGCCAGGGGAACCAGAGCAAGGCCAACAACAACAGCCAAACCCACCAGUAUAUUAUAAAACUGGAGGAGCUGGAAAUAGCUUACCAUUAGGAGGUUACGAGGAAUCCCGUAAGACUUUAGACGAUCAGCGCCAACAAGAUUACAUUCGAUUUGUAACCCAGAAAAAAGAUACAGAAAACAAGAGGAGAGAAGAAUUGUACAGAAACUCUCAACAGAAUUAUAGACCUCCCCCUGAACCAGAAAUGUAUGAUCACGGUCAGAUAGCAAAAGACCUCAGAGAAGAAAGACAAAAGGAAUAUAAUGAUUAUCUCAAACAGAAAAUAUCAGAGGAACACUCUCGUAUCAAACACCGCCAUAGAAACACACCAGCUGGUGGGCUAGCUAUAGGGCAGUACGACCUUCAAAGGAAAAGACUUCGAGAUGAACUCAGUCGUGAUUACAAACAGUCUUUACUCAAGCAAAGACAGGAUCAGUUGGUAUUUAGGGCAAAGGAAUUUCAACUGGAUUCAGCCCCUGAAUAUCUGGGCAACUUAACCGAGGAGAGACCUCUUGUAGGCUCUCCACGACUCUCUUAUGAGAUUCCGAGAUAUCAGAGAGAACAGGAAAUUCACACCAGACGACAAAUGCCACCCACUCCACCUGGUGGUCUGAAUAUUGCCACAGAACAAGAAAGAAAAAGGGUGGAAGAUAUAAAGAAAACAAUGUACAGAGAUGAACUCUUAAAGCAACAAAAAGAGCAGUUAUAUAACAGAGCUACACAGCAAGGUGAAGUCUCUGUACUCAACAGAUCAUCUCCCACUCAGGCUCCUCCUAACCAGAUCUCUCCUAGAGGAAGACCACCUCCACAUCCAGACUCAGGUAGACGGAGGGGACCACCACCUCAACAGAAUGACAGAAUGCAGGAAAAAUCCAGAGAGACUCCAAACUACUGGAAUGAAGGGCAACAAGCUCCAUCUCCAAAAUCUGUAGAAUCAGAUAGCAAAAAUGUCAAACCUAUAAAUGUUGAAUCUGAAACAAAAAACAAACAGCCUAUGGAAAGUCACAGACCCCAGGAUGGAGAUCUGAGGACCGGAUUCUUUGACGACAGAAGAGCGAGUCCAUUAAACAGAGAUGAAAGACAACAUGAUUAUCAACAGUUUUUAGCAAAUAAACAGCGAGAGGAUGAAAUGAAACAUCAGAGAUUAGAGGACCAACGACACGCACCACAUCUGAACUUAUCAAAGGGAGAUUACUAUGAUGCUGAAACGUAUGAACAAAAGAGAAUGUCUUUAAACUCAGAGAGAAAGAAUGAUUACCAGAACUUCCUUUCAAAGCAAAAGGAGAACAAAAUGUCUCAAGUUAAAGAAACGGAAGAUUUUCAAACAGAAAGACACCAUGUUUUAGCCAAAGAGAGAAACCGGGAAUACAAUGAGUUUUUAGAACAGAAACGAAAAAUGAGACCUAUAACAAGAGACAUGGGCGGGAUUACUUACGCAUCUAAUUACAAGACAGAUACCCGACCUCAUUCUGACAGAGUAUUGUCCCUUUAUAAAGCUUUACCACCUGAUCAGAGAUCAGAUAUGAGGUUAAGACCAGUGACCCCUGACCAUUGGUCAGCUAGUUUAAGUAUCAAUGAAGAUGCCAAGGCGGCCACCAAAAUGUCAAUGAAAAUGGAAAGGAAAAGAGAAUAUAACAAUUACAUUAAAAACCAAACCACGAAAAAGCCCCAAGGAUUGACAAAGGAGAAAACUCCACAAGGCUACGGCAGUCUUCAUUUCAAUGAAGAAUAUAGUGAAAGAAGGGAGAAAGCACAGAAACAUGCUCUCAAUGAGGAAUAUAACCAAUACCUUACAAAGGAAGGUUUAAAAGAUGUAAAAGUUGAACCUCUCCAAUUGGAGGAAGAUUAUCAGACUAGAAGACAAAAAGAACUAGCCAUAGAAAGGCAUCAGGAUUUUAUAGAUUAUUUGGAUAAGACAAGUCGUCCUUCGUAUAGACAGUAUACACCAGAAAGUCUUCAGGGGUUACCUAUAGGUCAGACACGCUAUGAUCAUCAGAAAAAACAACAAGAAGUACAACGAAACAGAGAAUAUAACGAACAUUUAGCUAAGAAAGGAGAGAAGAUUGGAAUGGAGGAUGAAUUACUGACCAGACGAGAUAUGACCUUGAAGAAAUACAUGGAAGAUCAAGUUAGGAGUGAAAUGCACGACAAGAAGACACCUGAACAGGGAAGAAGGGAAUGGAUAGAUACAUCAGGCCCUAAAGGAAUUAUUGCUGGGGUCGAUUCAUAUAACUAUGAUAAACGUAAAAACUUUGCUGAGGAACGGAAACAAGAAUAUAAAGAUAUUAUGGAAAAGAAAGCAGGUGUUUCUUCCACCAAAGUAGAGGUUGAGGAACCAGUUCAAGAAGAGGAGCCAGCUUUAGAACGGAAACCUACCACCCCUAUUAACCUUAAUGCUGUGAAGAUUUUCCCCGUUGGAUCAGGUUAUACCAGAAGACAGCGCGAAUUACAAGCAGAAAGAAAGAAAAAUUUUAAAGACUUUGCUGAAAAGCAAGAACCUCCUAGAGAAAGAAUUAAAGAGUUUGGUACUCCUGGUGCUGUGUUGUUUACAGGGGAGUACGAAAAAACACGUCAGAAAGUUAGAGACGAGAGGACGAAAGAUUAUCAUGAGUUUAUACAGAAACAUGGAGGCCAUGCUCCUCGACGAAUGCCAGACCAAGCUCCUGCUAACAGUAUAGGUUUUAUGGCUAACCUUGGUAGAGAUGGAGAGAGAGAAAAACUGAAUAAAGAACGACAGGGAGAAUACAGGAAGUUCUUAGACGAGAAAACGAAAAUUGAGAAUGAAAAUGUGUUGAAAAAAAUAGCAGAUUCUGAGGAGAAAGCUUUUGGUAAAGAAGGCAUGCCACGGGGGCGACCUAACUGGGUAGAUGGAAAGGUACCGCCUGAUAGUUGGUUCCAGCAAGAUCCCCCACCAUUUCACAAAAGUCCUGUAAGAGACCAGGAACCUCCAAGAGAUCGUCCAGCAAGUUAUGGCAGAAGACAAACUCCAUCAUAUGAGGAAAUUUUAGACUCAAAGCGAAGAGAGGAAGCUUCAUACAGACGAUUUGAAGAUCCAGAAUACUCAAGGGGUGGUGGACUAGGUGGACCAAAUGACAGAUAUGACUAAUGGUAUUCCUGGAAGGAAGAAAAAGCUCAUCACCAUAGCAACACCAUUAAUAAUGAUGACCUAACAACAGAACAAAUAGGGAUGACUUAGCAACCAAAUAAACUGUGAUAUUUAUGUCAAAUAUUUGUGAUGUUUGGAAAUAUUUAACCAAGAAAAUAAGGAAGGAUAACUCUCUUGUAUUAUAUAUGACAAUGUUUUAUUUAUCCAGAGGAUUAUCAAGUCUUUUUACUAAUACAUAUUACAGAUGAAACAUAAACUUGGAUUUUUAUUAUAAAAAUGAAAUUGGAUACACUUUUAUUUGUUAAAAAGUUAAUACAGAUUGUAGAUAAACAAUUUAGACAUAGAAAGGAAACCCAUAGUUAUUAUUUUGUUAUAGAUAUAUUAAGAAACACAGAAUAUUUGUGCCAAAUUAUCAUUUCUUUUAUACAUAUUUAAGUAAAAAGUUGUGUAAAAUAAAUAAUUUACAUCAAGAAUGAAAUUUUGUUUUUCGUUUAAUUUCAUUUAUUUGAAAGGGAUAGAUUUUUUAUGAUUAUGCAUUAUAACAAAAACUGAAUUAUUCAUUUUUAAAAUUUAGAUAAAUAUCUUAUCUUUACGCCUUCAGUUUCGUUGUUUUGAAGGUAUAGGUUAUUUUGUUUUUAUUUUAUCAUACAAAACAAAAGAAAAUAAUAGAUCAGCACAAAUCAGACAAUUUUACUUUAUUUUCUUUCGAUAUUUAUUUAGAAUUUAGGUCCGUCUCUUAAGAACAGAAGUGACUGCUUCAUUGUAACAUAAUAUGACACAUACUAUUUUAUAUUAUUUCACAUUUUGUAUGAUUAUUUUUUUCUAUAUCAUACUUUAUUUUUAUAUAUAUUUAAUUUAUUAUCAAUAUCCGUCCAUACCUAUUGCCAUAUUCUAAGAUAUAUUUGUCAUAAUAAUCCUAUCAGUAUUUCAUUAUUCGUUGGUCUCUUCAUUCCAAUUCUUGUGUUUACAAGAGGGUUUAUAAAAUAUUCAAACAUAUAUUUUAAGUUCAUUUUAAUUUUUUGUUUUUUUGUUUUUGUAUAUUUAUGUUAGGCUGUUUGUGUGUCUAAUAUCGUUGUCUUUGGUUUAUUAAUAUUUUUAUACUUGUUUGUUAUAACUAAGACUUAGUUAUCAUUGCCAGAAAUAGCUAAUAUGUCAAAUCAAGGUUCUGAUGACAUUGAAUGUUCAAGAUAAACAAACUUUUUAGUUUAAAGUUUAAAAUAUAUGGAGUGAUGCAUAUUAAGCAGAUUUAUUGAAGAUUAAAGUCAAUAUUUCUUAAUUUUAAAGUAAGUGACACAAAUGAAUUUGUAUACAAGAAUAAUUCUGGUUUGAAAUUUCACAUUAAAGCAUUUAUUGAAUUUUUAGAAUAAUUGUAACAGUAUGAAAAGAUUAUGUUAUUUUAGUUCUUUCACUUUUAUUUUUUUUAAUCGGAUCAGAAACAUGCAACUCUACUUGAUGUUAAUAAAACUUGCCAAUUGUAAUUUGAAUACAUUUUAUGUUGAUGUCACUGUGAUCUUCUUUAAUGUUUGAACGUUUUGGGAUCUGGGUAUAAGUGUUACUAUAGUGCUAGGUAUAUGUUGAAGCAUCAGUGCUACACCUCUUAUUUAUUUGUAUAAGAUAGAGAAUUAUGAAGAAAUAAAAUGUUUUCAUAUCUUUUAAA